ACCAAUAAAAGGUCUUUAAAUUUUUUUGCGGAAAAGCAAAAUUUCGUCUUGUGCGUUUUUAUUACUUUUAGGUGGUAAAACCGCUGAAAAUUGUGAUAUUUUAUUGUUAUAAUCUCUUAUAGUGUAAGAUAUAUUACCUUAGAAACAAAUUCAAACGCUAUUUCGAAUACCUGAACUGUUCUUUGCUUUUCGUGACAGAUCGAUUCGGCUUAACGAAGUUACAGGUUAUAGAAAUAGAUAUCUGCUUUAGUUUUAACUCCUGUAAUUUAAAAAUGGAAAACAUGGACGUCGCACAAGAAAGCUCCUCCAUUACGACCACGCCUGUUGGUGAGAAUGGUCCGGACAAAAAUGUUACGGCCGAGGAUAUGACAUCCCGGGAUUACUAUUUUGACUCCUACGCGCAUUUUGGUAUCCACGAGGAAAUGUUGAAAGAUGAGGUUCGAACACUCACGUAUAGAAAUGCUAUGUACCACAAUAAGCAUUUGUUCAAGGGCAAGACAGUUCUGGACAUUGGCUGUGGAACGGGCAUCCUGUCAAUGUUUGCAGCUAAGGCUGGGGCAGCUAAAGUUAUUGCUAUUGAGUGUUCUAACAUUGUAGACUAUGCACGCAAGAUCAUAGAAGCUAAUAGACUUGACGAAAUCAUUGAAAUUGUUAAAGGCAAAGUGGAGGAAGUAGAAUUACCAGUAGAAAAAGUGGAUAUUAUAAUUUCGGAGUGGAUGGGCUACUGCCUCUUCUAUGAGAGCAUGCUGGAUACUGUCCUGUACGCCAGAGAUAAGUGGCUCAAACCUGAUGGCAUGCUGUUCCCUGACAGAUGCACCUUGUUUAUCUGUGGCAUCGAAGAUCGCCAGUACAAGGAUGAGAAAAUCAACUGGUGGGAUGAUGUGUAUGGUUUUGAUAUGUCCUCCAUCAGGAAAGUGGCCAUCUCGGAGCCUCUCGUAGAUGUUGUUGAUGCUAAACAGGUGGUGACGAAUUCUUGUUUAUUGAAGGAAAUAGAUCUGUAUACUGUUAAGAAAGAAGAUCUCAACUUUGAAUCCAAGUUCCAUUUACAGGUACGUCGUAACGACUUCAUUCAGGCUCUAGUGACAUUUUUCAAUGUUGAGUUCACUAAGUCCCACAAGCGACUCGGAUUCAGUACGGCACCCGAGGCGCCUUAUACUCAUUGGAAACAGACAGUCUUCUAUUUUGACGAAUACAUGACCGUUAAAAAGGGAGAGGAGAUCACCGGUACGUUCUCAAUGCGUCAGAACGCGCGCAACAACCGCGAUCUCGAUUUCGAAAUCGAAAUCGACUUCAAGGGCGAGUUAUGCCAAGUUCUGGAGAAGAAUCACUAUCGGAUGCGUUGAAACGUUAGUAGUGUUAUGCCAGUUUGUCCUACAAAUGUGAACGAAGGUAGAUUUAAGUUUUAUGCUAUUGCAAAUUCGAGAUGUCUGUUGCCAAAUCCGUACAUUAAAU
Achroia grisella is the source of this 1452-nucleotide messenger RNA. RefSeq names its product protein arginine N-methyltransferase 1 (gene Art1). The transcript is spliced from 8 exons. Bases 273 to 1343 code for a protein of 356 amino acids. The record is from RefSeq and is a predicted model, not a curated record. Gene Ontology annotation, cellular component: nucleus. Gene Ontology annotation, molecular function: protein-arginine N-methyltransferase activity. Gene Ontology annotation, biological process: peptidyl-arginine methylation. NCBI's taxonomy places the organism in Eukaryota, Metazoa, Arthropoda, Insecta, Lepidoptera, Pyralidae.